Messenger RNA from Rangifer tarandus platyrhynchus (Svalbard reindeer), 384 nucleotides. Lineage: Eukaryota; Metazoa; Chordata; Mammalia; Artiodactyla; Cervidae. The record is from the annotation of a GenBank genome assembly.
AUGGAAGGGGUGCUCCCUGCCUUUCUGGGACUAUUCCGUCUCUCUCCCCAAUUUUCUGCCUGCCUUAGAGCUCCCCCUUGGGGGUCCCAUCUGGGUCUUGGGCCUAUGCUCUACCCUUUCAUUAUCUUGCCUUGUAAACAACUUGAAGAAUCACCAUCAGAAGGAAGAAAAAAAAGACCUGUGUUUGACCCUCUGCUUCCUGUAGCCAAGACCCACGGAUGUGUAGUCUUUGCCAGCUGUUUUGCUCCCUCACCUGGUUCCAUUCACACCUGGCACGUUGGCCUCCAGCCGCCACUCUCCACUGAUGACCCUCCAUCACCAAAGUCUCCUCAGCCUCCUCAGCCCUUCAUCUCUCAGCGACCUUUGGCCCCAUCCGCCCCUUGA